AUGUCGACACUUGAAGCUCAGGUGAAUUUGCUCGCCUCUCUCAUAGAACGACUAGAUACCGUACGGGACGUCUCUGCUGGAAAUCUUCCUGUUCAUUUACGCGCGGCGAUCGCGAAUGUAUCGGCCCUUGCAGAAGAACUAGGCUCGACUCGUGUUCAGGAUGCUCUCGCGGCUGCUGAAGCGGAACAAAGCGUGAGGGCAAUCGACUUGCAGAAUAGCAGGCGAGAGAUACGUAAACGAAAGAACCAAGUCGAGGUUACUCUGCCCGUCAAACGACUCGAAGGCAAGAAAAGGCCGUACCCCCUCAAAUUAGGGGUUACUCUGCCGCAAGAUUUAACCCAAAAAUCACUUGAAGAAUUUGUCCAGAACUUUAACCAAGCGAAUCUGGGCUCUAACCUCAGCAUUUGGACUCCGACUAGGGCGGCAGUCGGGCAUAGCGGCUUGCUUCGCAUGAUUGUGCCUAACAUUCUCAUUGCUUAUAUCAGUUUACGGUCUGGUGGUAGUAACAGAUCCGUAAAAGUGGAAUCUGCGACUGUAACUGGGAUCUGGGAGCAGAGGACAACUUCCGAGUUUACCGUCUUUCGCUCGUUAUCACAACACUUGUUUCGAACCUUGGCCCAGAAUGUAGACAUGGACGUAUUGGAUCUAUCGGUGCGUACUGAAUUCGUGAACCUUGGAUAUGAACACAAAACCGCUCUUUCUAGUCUUUGA
Messenger RNA from Rhizoctonia solani, 711 nucleotides. RefSeq lists its product as uncharacterized. The transcript has 3 exons. The coding region runs from base 1 to 711 and encodes 236 amino acids. The record is from RefSeq and is a predicted model, not a curated record. Lineage: Eukaryota; Fungi; Basidiomycota; Agaricomycetes; Cantharellales; Ceratobasidiaceae.